Molecule: messenger RNA, 1656 nt
Organism: Cataglyphis hispanica
Lineage: Eukaryota; Metazoa; Arthropoda; Insecta; Hymenoptera; Formicidae
Product: spermatogenesis-associated protein 6
Exons: 7
Coding region: 92-1267 (391 amino acids)
Biological process (GO): spermatogenesis
Molecular function (GO): myosin light chain binding
Source: RefSeq, a predicted model, not a curated record
GCUUUUGCCGAAGCGAAAAGUGUGAUUAUUUUCAAGACCCGGCAACGAUGUUGUUAACUGUAUAAUCGAAUGUUUCAAAUUGUCAUUGGAGAUGACAGGCAGGGCUUUCCGUGUUAAAAUACAGCUGGACGUACACGCGGUAACGUGCCCCGGCGUUUGGUUGUGUCCUAAUGGCAAAGUGGCCCUGCGAUUCGACGCUUUCGACUUCUGCACGGAAACCCGCAGAAUAAGCCAAAUUUUCCCGCUGUUAUUUCAUGACAAAUUCACCUUCAGCAAGGUCUUCACUCGAAUAUCCUCCUUGGCGGAGCUGCAGCGCACUUUGGAACGGGAAUUUUUAUAUGCGGAAUUAAUACAGUGGACGACACCAGCACAUCAUCGAGGCAUUGCUUUGGCCACGUUCGAGAUAAAUCUAGUGGAUUUAUUAUAUCCCACGCCAUGCUUUAAGGGUUUACUGGCUGGAGUUGAUGUAGAUUUAUUGAUGGAGCCGACCAAAUUCUUUCCUGGUAUCAUAGCGCCCAAAAUCGAGGUUUCCACCAAAACAAUUGUCGAGGAAAUAUCGGGCCCCUAUGACACAAAUAUGAACAAAAGUUAUGUCGUUAAUCCAAAAAUGAUUAACUCUAAGCAAACAAGCGGACAGAGAAAAAGGCCGGUCAAAGGUAUUCUCAGACAACGAAAAGUCUGUCACACUAAACCGAGAUCUCAGAGCUGCCGACCAUAUCGUCAGAGAUCUAACAGUAUCGACGAUUCUCAUCACUGUGAUACCACAUGUACAACAAACCAUUGCAUUGAUCAGUGUUAUCAUUCAGUAAGGAAGAAUUCUCCAUAUAUUCGAAAGGAAGCCGAAGCUGCCGUGAUAUGCCAUGAUAAUAUUCAUGUUACGGACAAUUGUCCAGUUUGUUUAAAAUAUAAUUGUUACUUUUCUAAAUGUUACGACGAUUCGGACAUAGCCAAAAGAUGUAUCGACUUUAAGUGUCGCGGUCGUAGACUUGUUGAUUAUGAUUUGUACAAUACCGAAGAAUGUUGCUCUUGUAUUUACGGACUGUCUGAUGCGCGGGAGGAAUCAUUAUUACAAUCUAAAAUCAGAAAUCUUCAGAAAGCUAGAGAGAAAUUGUUUGCUACUGAAACUAUGAAUAUCGAGGAAUACGAUCCGAAUUACGAAUAUAAUCGGGAUCACUCCCGAAGUCACGAGUUUUACAAGGAUCUAGAAAAAUUUUAUAAAAGAAUGUACAAGCAAGCGAAAAUACGAGCGCAGGAAGUCGAUAAUUGAAGUCGAGAAAAAUUGUCGUCGUUUAAAUCUUUAUAAAAUUUUUUCUAAAGAUUUUUAUAUGAAAUUUGAAAACAUAGGUCGAUUGAAUGUUUUAUAUAUACAAUAUUUAACGAAAGAAUUUUCACUGAAAGAAGACUAGUUGUGAUUAAUUAAAAUAAUUAAUUGACUAUACUGUGUGUGUAUAAGUGAAAUUGUUCAAUUAACAUUAUUCCAGAGAUACAAGUAUAAUACACGCUGUGUUCUUAUCUUUAUCAAAAUAGCAGUCGCAUGAAAUAAAAAUAUAGAAAUUGAUUACAUACGUAAACGAUGAAAUAUGUGUGUACAAUGUAGAGAUGUGAGAAGUUUGGAAUAUAUGUACAAAAUAAAUAAAAACUGUUCUUUCUCUUUCA